Rotaria socialis is the source of this 1506-nucleotide messenger RNA. NCBI's taxonomy places the organism in Eukaryota, Metazoa, Rotifera, Eurotatoria, Philodinida, Philodinidae. The record is from the annotation of a GenBank genome assembly.
AUGACGAAGCAAACUAUCGUCGAUGAAUCUCUUCCAUCUCUAGAUAAUACUGAUGAAAAACAAGGCGUUUGGGCAUCAAUAUUACGUGAUGUCAAAUCGUCAACAAAAAAAGCACCUGCAACAAAAUCGCUCGUUGUUCUUGGCGAUAAUGAAAGUGGUCGUACAACAUUAGUGGCUAAACUACAAGGAAAUGAUGAUCCUAAGCGGGGUGCUGGCUUAGAAUAUCAUUAUAUUGAUGUUAGAGAUGACGACCGAGAUGACACUCCAAAAUUGGGCGUAUGGAUACUUGAUGGAGAUGUAACAUGUUCAUCACCUUUACUUAAAUUUGCAAUAAAAUCAGAUACAUUCGAAGAUACAGUUAUUAUUCUUGUUGCCAGUAUGACGCAACCAUGGUCUUUAUUAUCAACAUUAAAAAAAUGGAUAACACUUACUGAGGAGCAUAUUGAUCGACUUAAAUUAGAUCCAACACGUUUACAUGAAAUACGUGAUCGGCUUCAGCACGAUUUUCAACAUUACACAGAGCCAAAUGAUACAUCAAUAAUGAUAACAUCAUCUUCAUCAUCAGCAACUAUAAAAAGUGGAAUAACUGGUGGUCGAAUUCCUAGUUCAGUCUCAUCAGUUUCAUUAGCAUCGGGAACAACACCUGCAAAUAUGAAUAAUAGUGAAGAACAAAUUGUUUUACCACUUCCAGAUGGCGUAUUGACAAGAUCACUCGGAAUUCCUAUUGUUGUUGUUAUUACAAAAUGUGAUGCAAUGGCAACUCUCGAAAAAGAAAACGAUUAUAAAGACGAACAGUUUGAUUUUAUGCAAUAUCAUCUAAGAAAAUUUUGUUUAGAAUAUGGUGCUGCAUUGUUUUAUACGUCUGUAAAAGAGAAAAAAAAUAUGGAUAAAUUAUACAAAUAUAUUUUACAUAAAUGUUAUGGUUAUCCAUUUAUAUCACCUGCUGCUAUUGUUGAGCGUGAUGCUAUUUUUAUUCCAUCUGGUUGGGAUAAUCCAAAGAAAGUCGAUAUUUUAUUGGAAAAUCUUCAUCGUCUGAAACCAACCGAUAAUUAUUCAGAUGUAUUUGUUAAACCUGUUGUUCGUCGGCCAUUACAACGUGAUAAUGAAAUUAUCGCAGCUGAAGAUGAUCAAGAGUUUUUAUCUCGUCUUCAGUUAACACUGAAUCGUGCUGCAUCACCUGGAAGAACUGAUGAAAAUGCUACACCAGUAAUGCCACGUAAUGUAAUGACAACAGGUGCAAACAGUGGCAUCAUUUCCCAAACACCAUCGAUGCCUGGUCGGUCGCGAAACCAACCGAGUACUUCAUCGGGCGGUACAAGUGCGACAGCUAAUGAAGGAGCCUUAGCUAACUUUUUUAAUAGUCUUCUGACAAGAAAAUCAGGAGGUCCAGUAACUCCAACGAAUGCCAGUUCACCUGUCAAUCAGCGGCCAAAUUCAGACAAUAGUGGUGUCGAUUCGAGUUCGAUGGCUAACCAAAAUUCCCAAAAACAACAAGAGCAAUCUUAA